Molecule: messenger RNA, 1470 nt
Organism: Dissoconium aciculare CBS 342.82
Lineage: Eukaryota; Fungi; Ascomycota; Dothideomycetes; Mycosphaerellales; Dissoconiaceae
Exons: 2
Source: RefSeq, a predicted model, not a curated record
AUGCCGGUUAUGAGAUCUGCUACUCCGCCGGCUCGCGCGCUGACGCCCGAGCAAAGCGAGAUUAUUGAUGCCGAUGACUGCUUACGUCACGUUCAAGCCAUGUUUCCUGAUAUCGAACAUGACUUCGUCCACAGCCUCUGGCUUGUGGAAAAUCCUGCCAUAGUGACAGGACGGGCCCGCUUUGAGGAAGUGGUUAAUCAAAUACUUGCAAAGUUCCCCUAUCCUCGACAACCCAGGAUCGUGCCGAGCGAUCGAAAACGCAAGCGAUCGAAUAGCUCCGAGUCGGCUAUAGCGGCCGCAGACGUCGCGAAAUACAUGGACCCACUACGUUCAUCCGCGAGUAGUCGUUGGCUUGUCGCUCUUAUUUUAAAAGCAGAAUUCAUGGAGAUGACCAAGGAGUACAUCAGCAGAAUAGUAGCUCAGCAUCACCGUCUCUUUCCAAGUUACCUUGCUCUAGCAAGAGCAAAAGAAGACCAUCAACUUGGAAUGCAUCCCGUAUUUGGUCGGGGUCGCGUAGCUCGUGGUAGAGAUGCUGACAUAUACACUGGUGACGGAGGAAGUCGUCCAGAUCUCAUCGCCGAGCUACAAGCUGCUCGAAGGCACGCAGAUUACCUUCGCCGCCAGCGCGAAGCACAAAAUGCACGUAAGCUUGAAGAAGAGCAAAACAUCAAGGCAGCAACUGCGGCCGGCGCGAUAGCUGAAUGUCAAGCAUGUUUCGAUGAGAUGCCAAUGAAUCGUCAAAUACAUUGCGAUGGUCCCGUCGCUCACUUCACUUGCUUCUCUUGUGCUGAAACUUAUAUCAACGCCGAAGUCGGCCAAUCCCGUUGUCGUGUUCUGUGCACCGCUGGCUGUGGUGCAGGUUUUGCUCCUGCGCAAAUUAAUCUUCUCGCUGACAAGGACCUGCUGGCUCGACUGGCGCGGAUCCAGCAAUUGGCCGAUAUCCGAGACGCUGGUCUCGAUGAUCUCGAAGAAUGUCCUUUCUGCGAAUACAAAGCUAUUAUGGAUAUCAGCAAGGACGAGGACAGCGAGUUCCGAUGCGCAGCUCCAGACUGCGGUAUUGUCAGCUGUCGACGAUGCAACAAAGGCAGCCAUUUACCCCAGACAUGUAAGGAAGCCGAAGAUGAGCGGAGGCUCGAUGGCCGGCAUCGAAUUGAAGAAGCUAUGUCGGCCGCCUUCGUUCGACGUUGCAACGGUUGUCGUCAGCAGUUCAUCAAGGAGAGUGGCUGCAAUAAAAUGACCUGUCCUGCAUGCGGUAAUCUACAGUGCUACUGCUGUGGAGAAAAUGUCAAAGACUACCAUCAUUUCGAUGAUGGGCAGAGAGCGCCUUCGAAGCGUAAGGCCAAAUGCCCUCUAUAUGACAAUGCUGAAGAUAGACACAAGCGAGAUAUUGAGGAAGCCGAGAGGCUCGCCCGUGCAGCAGUGUUGGCCGAACUCCCGCACAUCACCGCCGAGGAGCUCGCCAUCGAAUUA